Cynara cardunculus var. scolymus (artichoke) is the source of this 1129-nucleotide messenger RNA. RefSeq lists its product as uncharacterized. Bases 132 to 1013 code for a protein of 293 amino acids. The transcript has a single exon. The record is from RefSeq and is a predicted model, not a curated record. Lineage: Eukaryota; Viridiplantae; Streptophyta; Magnoliopsida; Asterales; Asteraceae.
GCAUUGUCUCGGCCCAAUCAGAAGCCCCAUUUCCCACUUCACAAAUAACUUCCCGCAAACACUUUCAAUCACCCUCUCGCUCUCCAAAAUCAUCUCCAUUUGAGAUCCUCAAUUUCAGCACCGGCGCCACCAUGCAGUCCAAUACACUUCCCGGUAUAUCGCCUAGCUUCACCGCUCAUUCUUCUACCAACCUUGCGGAUGUUGCCGCUAGGGUUGUCGAAGAAUUUCGCCAUGAAAAUGGCGACGAUUAUGAUGAUAUCUUCAACUUUAACGGUUAUGAUCAUGAUUAUGAUGACGGUCGGUUCGCUGUUCCCGCUGACGACAAAGCUGACACCGAUACUCCUUCAGAAAAAUUGAAGGAUGAGAAUUCUGAUACUGAUGAUGAUGAUGAUGAGUUCGAGUUUGCUGUCGUUUCUAGCCACGUUAAUUCAUCUUCGAUUUCAGCUGAUGAGAUCUCCCAGGGUCAUAUAUCGCCUCGGUACCCCCUAUUUGAUAGGAGUUUGUUGUUAGAUGUCGAUCCUAAUUUAAUUAAGGUUGUUAAUGGUUCGCCGGAGACUGAUUGUAAGCCGUCUCUGGUGGUACGGCUGCCACUGAGAAAGCUUUUCAGUGAAGAGCGCGAUUUCUCGUCGUGGUCGUCCUCGGAGGCUGACGAUCUCGACGGAGUUAACCCUGGGACCUAUUGCGUGUGGAAGCCGAAGACAGAGUCGCCUGGAAGGUGUAAGAAGAGUAAUUCCACCGGUAAUUCGUCACGGCGAUGGAAGUUCCGUGACAUUCUCUACCGGAGCAACAGCGACAGCAAGGAAUCGCCGUUUCUCCUUUUCAAACCUCUAAUUUCAACGAACAAGAAGAUAAACAAUGAAAAGGUUGAGAAAAGUGCCAAGGUAGCUUCUGCUGUCGGUGGAACAGCAGAAAAUGGAGGAAGCCGGCGUCGGUCGUACCUACCAUCUGGACAAGCUCUGGUUGGUGCAUUUACUAACGUAAGCCGAUCCAACAGAAAUCUACGUCCCUUCUAAUUUAGCCUGAGAAUUAGUCGUAGGGUUUGCAUUUAUGAAAUCAAUACAUGACCAUGAGUGAGAGUGAGAGUGAUCUGUACAUACAAAAUUAGUCAAUCAAUUAUGUGAUUCUGUUA